CAACCCCUCAUUUUACCAGCAGAAUAGAACAACCUAAACCCCACGACGGAUAGACACGGCGGCGCAAUGCUCCGGUCAAGGUCAUAAUGUGUCGAUACCGACGGUUAUUCAGCCACCACACAAACGCCACCAUGCUCUUCCUCUCCUCACCGUCGUCUCAAACCCUAAUUCUCCGAUCAUUCCGAACACUCAUCUCCCUCUCAUCAAACCCUAUCACUCUGUUCACACCACCACAGAACCCCAUACCACUCUUCAAUCAAACCCUAACUCUACGCCGGUUCUCACAUUCGUCCAAUUCGCCUCCGAUUGUACCGCCGGUUCGUGAAUUCUUCGGUUUUAGUCCGAACGCUGUAAUCAGUAAAUGUAUUUCGUCUGUUUCGUCGUCGUCUUCUUCGGCUCCGUCGGUGGCGGAUGCGGUGGAGGUGGAUGAGAAAGGUGAGGAGUCCGGUGAUGAGGUGGUUGAUGAGGAUGUGAAGCCGUCUAUUCCUGUUAGGGCUUAUUUCUUCUCUACUAGUGUGAAUUUGAAGGAGUUAAUGGACCAAAACAGACCUAAUUACAUCCAGCCUACUUCCAGGAUGACUAAUUAUGUUGUACUGAGAUUUGGCAACACCAAGCCUGAGUCUAUUGGUUUGGGUGCAAGUUUAAGUGGGAGUGACAGUGUCUAUAUGGUAGUUUUUCAGUAUGGUUCAGUUGUCUUGUUUAACGUUCGUGAACAUGAAAGUGAGCGGUAUCUUAAAAUUGUAAAAGAACAUGCUUCAGGAGAGCUAUCCGAACAGGAAAUGAGAAAGGAUGAGUAUGAAGUAAAGGAGAAACCAACGUUGGAGACAUGGAUGGAAGGUGGAUUAGAUUACAUAAUGCUUCAAUAUUUGAAUACUGAUGGGAUUCGUACAAUUGGCAGUGUUCUGGGCCAGAGUGUAGCUCUUGAUUACUAUGUUCGUCAGGUUGAUGGGAUGGUCGGGGAAUUUACAGACAUUAAUCGUGGCAUGGAAAAAACUGGAACCUUCACAAUGAAAAGAAAAAAAUUAUUUCAGUUGGUGGGGAAGGCAAAUUCAAAUCUUGCUGAUGUCAUACUUAAGCUUGGGCUUUUUGAGAGAUCUGAUAUUGCCUGGAAGGAUGCGAAAUAUGCACAAAUUUGGGAGUAUCUAAGAGAUGAAUUUGAGUUAACUCAGAGAUUUGCAAGUUUGGAUUUUAAGUUGAAAUUUGUGGAGCACAACAUCCGGUUCCUUCAAGAGAUACUGCAGAACAGGAAAUCAGACUUUCUAGAGUGGCUGAUUAUUAUUCUCAUAGGUGCCGAAAUUCUUAUAUCUGUUUAUGACAUCGCGCACAAGUCUGUCACGUCUCUAUAGAACAAUUCAUUUUGUUAAUAAUUUUGCGAGUAUGUAUUUAACCUUUAUAUUCAGUCUACAGAAAUAGUCUUUCUAUGGGAAGAUGCAUAAGUCCUGGGACAACAUUUUAGUUAAUGUAGUAUGAUUUUCUCGCUCUUUUAAUGGUUAAAGCCCAAAAAAGGGCUGCUUCAUA
Helianthus annuus (common sunflower) is the source of this 1518-nucleotide messenger RNA. Its product is annotated as sporulation protein RMD1. The coding region runs from base 87 to 1346 and encodes 419 amino acids. The transcript is spliced from 7 exons. Lineage: Eukaryota; Viridiplantae; Streptophyta; Magnoliopsida; Asterales; Asteraceae. The record is from RefSeq and is a predicted model, not a curated record.